Giardia duodenalis is the source of this 789-nucleotide messenger RNA. RefSeq names its product Phosphopantetheine adenylyltransferase. Lineage: Eukaryota; Fornicata; Diplomonadida; Hexamitidae. Bases 1 to 789 code for a protein of 262 amino acids. The transcript has a single exon. The record is from RefSeq and is a predicted model, not a curated record. Gene Ontology annotation, biological process: coenzyme A biosynthetic process. Gene Ontology annotation, molecular function: dephospho-CoA kinase activity.
AUGAGCUACACUGUCCACAUUGUUCAAGAAUUCAAUCCAGAGACGCUUCCCGAUCUUCCACACAUUGGCAAAUCUGCAGUAGUUUGCUUAGGAGGUUCUUUUGACAGGAUUCAUAGAGGCCACCUGCUACUCUUGGCUGUCGCUGUAGCUUGUGUAGAGAAGGGCGGAACAAUUCUGGUCGGAAUCGUAGACGGCCCUCUACUGACUCGGAAGCUCUAUGGCAACAUGGUUAGGGAUUACGAGCAUAGACGACGGGACGUCCACCAAAUUCUUAAUGGUUUUAUUUCUUUACGCGAGGAUCUCUUAGAUAAAGUAGAUGACGAAAUAGACAAAAGUGACGCGAAUAUAGAGUGUCCAGAGUACGAGAGUGAGUCUAGCAGGGGUGGUAGCAUAACUGCCAGAACUCCUCGGGCCAUGUACACCGCUGGAUCUAAUACUCCGAUAAGGCCUGGAAGCAGCUAUCUACCAUAUGCAACAACAUAUUGCAGCACAAUGAGCCGAACUAUCCCUAAGGGGUUUCAAUCCAACGUUAACUUGAAGCUCUUGCGGAUCACCGACCCUUAUGGGCCAUCCAUAACGAGUGCACUGGAUAACGGAAUCCUUGUCGUUUCAACAGAAACUAUUUUGGGUGGCCACAUGGUUAACGUAGAACGUUUACAACGAGGCUUUAAGCCUGUGGCGCUUGCUGUCGUACCUUUGCUCCGAGAUAGAGAUGGAGAGAAGGUUAGUUCCACAAAAAUCCGAGAAGAGGAAAGCAUGUCUGAUUCAUUUGCUGACCGCGCAAGCUGA